Molecule: messenger RNA, 560 nt
Organism: Zootermopsis nevadensis
Lineage: Eukaryota; Metazoa; Arthropoda; Insecta; Blattodea; Termopsidae
Product: transmembrane protein 203
Biological process (GO): intracellular calcium ion homeostasis
Cellular component (GO): endoplasmic reticulum
Source: RefSeq, a predicted model, not a curated record
UGACAUUCAGCUUUAAGACUGUGCAAGAGAAAAUGCUCUUCACACUGAAUGAACUAGUGCAGUGGCUUGGACUCACCAUCUUUGAGAUAUGGAUCAAUCUUCUCGCCAUUACACUGUUCACAAUUCUCUUAGCCCUGCGUCUGGAAAAUAUCAUCACGGGUGGUAGUGCAUGGUGGAUUGUGUUUGCUCCCUUAUUUGCGGCAGAUGGACUCAAUGCAUAUUUUUGUACCAUCGUAUAUAUCCGGAUGCAGCUAGAACGGCUGUACAAGGUGGCACUGUUCCGGGUGUCCUGGAGCUUCCUGUUCUUGGUGUUACUGUUUGUAUUUAAGUUCCUCCUGUGCCAGAAACUUUCAGGGCAAGGCCACCACGAGUACUCAGAAGUGCUGGCACCGAUAUUCAUCCUGCUUCAGCUCAUCAUGGUGAGGGCUUGCCAGAUGCACUGAGAAUAAGACACACAGGAAUUUAAAAAUGUAGCAAGUGUUUGUCCUGUCUGUAGAUAUAUUCCAUGUAAGAACAUUAAAUAAAACAAAAUAGAAGCAUUCUUGAUCCAUAGUGAUCUA